Molecule: messenger RNA, 207 nt
Organism: Arctia plantaginis
Lineage: Eukaryota; Metazoa; Arthropoda; Insecta; Lepidoptera; Erebidae
Source: the annotation of a GenBank genome assembly
AUGGCAUGGCGUAGUGGUGAGAUGGCUGCGCCGCGGGUGGCGCUAGCAGCGCUCCUCGCCGCGCUCGUCGUGUCGGCCACCUCGCGCUCGCCCACGCAAGAACCUGUGCAAUUCGAAGCGGCUUUUCAAGGUGCCGCUACGCCCAACGAUUUUACUUUUGCAUGUGAUCAAGAGUGGUGUGAUGACUGGUGUCUAGGACCUACCUAG